This is a messenger RNA of Haliotis rufescens (red abalone), 2817 nucleotides long. RefSeq names its product ribose-5-phosphate isomerase-like. Gene Ontology annotation, cellular component: intracellular membrane-bounded organelle. Gene Ontology annotation, molecular function: ribose-5-phosphate isomerase activity. Lineage: Eukaryota; Metazoa; Mollusca; Gastropoda; Lepetellida; Haliotidae. The transcript has 9 exons. The coding region runs from base 28 to 924 and encodes 298 amino acids. Gene Ontology annotation, biological process: pentose-phosphate shunt, non-oxidative branch; D-ribose metabolic process. The record is from RefSeq and is a predicted model, not a curated record.
AGGUCACUUCCGACUUGAAUAGCACACAUGUGUCGCGUACUAAUCUCACCAGUGAGAAAUUUGUUAUUCCGCUCAUGUGACCGCCCCUUAUACUUAUCAUACUUAAUUAGAAUGGGAAAACGAUCGUUUUCAGAGGCCAUGGAGGACGGAAUCACAACAGGCAAGCGCGCUGCAGCUGUCCAGGCAGUGAACGAUCACAUCAGGGACAACCAAGUGAUUGGUAUUGGCAGCGGAUCUACCAUAGUGUUUGCAGUGGAGAGGAUAGUUCAAAGAGUUAAAGAGGAAAAACUCAAUCUUGUCUGCAUUCCGACCUCAUUCCAGGCCAAACAGCUGAUCCAGGAGCAUGACUUGGUGCUGGGGAGUCUGGAGAGAAACUCGGAGCUGGAUGUGGCCAUCGAUGGAGCGGACGAGGCAGACGCGAACCUGGACCUGAUCAAGGGAGGCGGGGGGUGCCUCACCCAGGAGAAGAUCGUGGCCUCCUGUGCCCGCGACUUCAUCGUUGUAGCAGAUUCCAGGAAAGAUGUUGACAAGCUUGGGACCACGUGGAAGCGAGGUGUCUCCAUUGAAGUGAUUCCACUAGCUUACAAGCCGAUCAAGUUGAAGAUUGAAAAACAGUUAGGAGGGUUAGCUAACCUCAGAAUGGCGUCGAAGAAAGCGGGACCAGUUGUGACUGACAAUGGAAACCUGAUCCUGGACUGGAUUUUUGACGAAACGAAGACCUAUGACUGGGAAAAGAUCAACUUCACCAUCACUACUAUUCCAGGGGUGGUUGAAACUGGACUGUUCGUCAAGAUGGCCAAGAUGGUGUACUUCGGCACCACUGACGGGAAGGUGAAGACAAGGACCGCGCCCUGGCUGACACCGGACACAGAACCAUCAGCUCAUAAACAUGAUAAGACUGAAGCCAAUGGGAGGAGCACAUGAUGCACAUCGUGGGGGGACUCACUCACCACCUGAUUUUGUUGCUCAUGCAUAUUACACAGAACUCAUUGCUACAGAAACAUCUUGCCAAUCAUUAGCUAGUUCCAGAUAUAUCCAUGCUCACGCACACAUAAGGUUGAACAUUAAGCUUAGAUUCUCUACAUAUCGAUGUUGAAACAGUUGGUUGUCAGGGUGGAUUUGAGGCAUGAUGAGGUACAGUACCUAAAAUAAUGAAAUACAAACAGAAUAGUUUUACCAAAUAAGUGCUUUUCAUUUAAAAAGAACAAUUUAGGGCAAACCCACCCAUCUGUAAAACAUAGAACCUUUAUGUCUGGGCCAGGUUCCACAAAGCAAUCCUAGCACUGAGACAGUUGUAAGUCUAUGUUAAAAUAUGAGAGUUACGAUCGCCUUAGCGCUACAAUCUCUUUAUGGCCUUAAUAAACAUAUUUUAUAAAUGUUUAGAAAAUCUGUAAUCUGGUGACACUCUAAUUGUUGGUACUGAUGUGUCCAGAAUGUUGUCUUUUCUUUAUAUGCUUUUCAUUCAUCACAUCAUACCACUUUUAAGCUUGCUUUGAUCCACAUACAUCUGCAACUACAGGCCUCAAAGUUUAGCCAUAUGGCUGCAAGUAUUUUUUUCCCAGGUAGCCAGUGGUAAAAUCAAGAAGUCAAGCCAAUAUUGUAGGUAGCCAAAAGCAUUUGAAAUUAUCUUUUAUCAAAUAACUAUUAUGAUAUGUACAAUGUAUAUUCUUGCUUAUCCAAUGAGCAUUGUCAACUGAAAUAAAAUACUAAUUACAUUAAUAUUUCUGUAUUUCUGAUCAUUGUCGACUUUAGGAGGAAUUAUUUGCAUGUACAAUUAUUAGCAGAUGUUUUUUCCAAGAUCAGCUGUUAUUUAUUUUUGUGUCUACAUACGUGUAGCAAUAGAGUUUAGUCGCCACAAGAAAUUUUUCAAGGUAGCCAUUUUGGUACUUCUGAAUUUUAGACAGUUGACAAAUUGAAAUUUGGGUCGCAUUGGCUACCAUUUAAGUGGCAACUUUGAGGUCUGAAUUAUCAUCCAUGGCUAUUCUUUCCCGUUGUAAGCCAUUCAUCAUCUUGUAAUUGUACACCAGUGCAAUAAUCACCUAAACACGGUGUUUGUAUUAUUCAUCAUGUUCUUUUUUAUAUGAACUCCACCAUCAGUAUUGAUGUCAUGUCAUAGAGGUCGACCUCUUCCUGACAUUUGUGGCCAAGAGGUUAAAGGUCCCUGCCUCGCUGACUGUACAGGGUUAAGUCCCUUGGAUGCAAGGAUCCAGUGGGUUUGAAUCCCAGAUUAUGAACCUUGGUCUGUCAUUCCGUACUGAAAUCCAUCUCCACUUUCUCACAUUUAGGAUAUGAAUCCACAUAAAUGCAUUGGUGAUAGCACAGUGGUAAGUGUUUGCUCAAAACACAUAGGUCCAGUUUCGUCCCACCAUGCUAUGCUCAUCAUGUCACUGUAAUUUGUUAUAACUCUGUUAAGAAUCUUACAACGCCAUUGGUUAAUCCGUACCAUGUGACAAAACAAUACUUUUCAAUGUAGACCCCCAAAUCACGUGUCUGACUUGACAUCAAAUAUUGACUCGUCACAUGAUCAGUGUUGACCUGUCACAUGAUGAAUAUAGAUUUGUCUGCUAGAAAACAUUUUGCUGUUCACAGCUAAGUUACUGUGAUGAAACAGUAUGGUUUGAAGGCUUCAUAAACAUUAAAGUGAUUUUCGGUAUAGCAAAACAAAUAAUCACUCUUGACGAGGUCAGCAUCAUCUUCCCGUGGCAAGAGAGUUAACUGACUUUAAAAGUCAAGUUUCCACCCUUGCCGAACUAGGCUGGAAUUACUGGGCUAGAUCGUAGCGCCACCAGUGGCUAUUACGAGCUAUGUCCUUUCUAU